AUGACAAUGAUAUUCUGCCUCCAAACAACCGCCCUCAUCCCUAUCGCCGACAUCUUCCUGGUCGGCCAAACAGCUGCCCUCGCUUGGGAAAUGCCCACUGACCCUGCCAUAUUCCACAUGUUCAAAGGAGAGAAGGUAGCUCAGCGCAGGAAUGACCAUCAGAAGAAUACUUACUAUCUGAACAAGCAGGGGGAGGUUAUAGCCAAAGUGCCUUAUAAAAGAAAACCCAUCAACCCAGUAUUCGCGAAAAGAAGCAUUGAAGACAAACAAACUUACAAAGAGAAGUUAAAACAGUUAAAAAUCGAUCGAGCUAAAAUGCAUGAGACUCAACUGAAGAAGAAUUAUUUAAAAAAACAUCAUCUAGAUAAAAGAUCCAUCGAAUUCCAUAGAAACAGCCGGUUGAGUUUACUAGAGAAGUUAGAAACUUUCUUCAGUGCGUUAGGUCAGGAUGGAAGGCAAUGCGUUCUUCAUAAACUAUGCUUGGCUGGACAGGGAUAUACACAGCAGGGCACGUUCCGACAGGAAAUGCUUAGAACAAUAUUCACAUUACCUAAGGGUUCCUUCGAUGAAGAGUACGAUGAAGCUCACGCAGCGAACAAGGACUGCGAUAAGCUGUACACGUGCGAUAGCUCCUCUGAAUCCGUGGAUUUUUGA
Messenger RNA from Cydia fagiglandana, 654 nucleotides. RefSeq lists its product as uncharacterized. The coding region runs from base 1 to 654 and encodes 217 amino acids. NCBI's taxonomy places the organism in Eukaryota, Metazoa, Arthropoda, Insecta, Lepidoptera, Tortricidae. The transcript has 5 exons. The record is from RefSeq and is a predicted model, not a curated record.